This is a messenger RNA of Capronia epimyces CBS 606.96, 2463 nucleotides long. RefSeq names its product DNA repair helicase rad15. Gene Ontology annotation, biological process: positive regulation of mitotic recombination; nucleotide-excision repair; transcription by RNA polymerase II. Gene Ontology annotation, molecular function: ATP binding; DNA helicase activity; hydrolase activity, acting on acid anhydrides, in phosphorus-containing anhydrides. Gene Ontology annotation, cellular component: nucleus. The record is from RefSeq and is a predicted model, not a curated record. The transcript has 2 exons. The coding region runs from base 1 to 2463 and encodes 820 amino acids. Lineage: Eukaryota; Fungi; Ascomycota; Eurotiomycetes; Chaetothyriales; Herpotrichiellaceae.
AUGAAGUUCUUCAUCGAUGAUCUCCCCGUUCUCUUCCCAUAUCCACGGAUCUACCCCGAACAAUAUGCCUACAUGUGCGAUCUCAAACGGACCCUGGACGCAGGUGGUCACUGCGUUCUCGAGAUGCCUUCCGGGACCGGCAAGACAGUCUCUUUACUGUCGCUCAUUGUGGCGUACCAGCAGCACUAUCCAGAGCAUCGCAAACUCAUCUACUGCUCGCGGACGAUGUCGGAAAUCGAAAAGGCACUUGCCGAACUGAAAGCCCUCAUGAAGUAUCGUUCCGAUCAACUAGGCCAUGUGGAAGACUUCCGAGGCCUCGGGUUGACCAGCCGCAAAAACCUGUGUCUGCAUCCCUCAGUCAAGCGAGAGAAGAGCGGUGCCGUUGUCGAUGCCCGGUGUCGGGCCUUGACCGCAGGUUUCGUGAAGGAGAAAAAGGAACGGGGCGAGGACGUUGACGUCUGUAUUUACCACGACAAUCUGGAUCUUCUGGAGCCUCACAACCUGGUCCCGCCCGGCGUCUUUACUCUUGACGGGCUGCUCAGAUAUGGUGAAGAUCAUAAACAGUGUCCUUAUUUCUCAGCCCGGAGGAUGAUGUCUUUCUGUAACGUCAUUAUCUACUCUUACCAUUACCUCCUCGACCCUAAAAUCGCCGAGCGGGUGUCCAAAGAACUGUCAAAAGACUGCAUUGUGGUAUUCGACGAGGCGCACAAUAUAGACAAUGUUUGUAUUGAGUCACUAUCCAUUGAUUUGACGGAAGAUUCUUUGAGGAAGGCGACGCGAGGAGCAAAUAAUCUCGAGCGCAAGAUCGAGGAAAUGAAAGCUUCGGAUGAGGAGAAGUUGCAAAACGAGUACCAAAAGCUUGUCGAAGGCCUUCGAGAAGCGGACGAAGCUCGAGCCGAGGACGCAUUCAUGUCCAACCCGACGCUACCUGAUGACUUGCUGAAAGAAGCCGUCCCGGGCAAUAUUCGUCGUGCCGAGCACUUUGUUGCCUUCUUAAAGCGCUUCAUCGAAUACCUGAAGACGCGCAUGAAGGUCCUCUAUGUCAUCCAGGAGACUCCUCCUUCAUUUCUCUCCCAUCUCAAGGAGUUAACCUUUAUCGAACGCAAGCCCCUUCGCUUUUGCGCCGAACGGUUGACUUCCCUUGUUCGAACUCUCGAACUGACCAACAUCGAAGACUACCAACCGUUGCAGGAGGUCGCCACGUUCGCAACAUUGAUCGCGACGUACGAAACCGGGUUUCUGUUGAUCUUGGAGCCGUUCGAGACGGAACAAGCCACCGUGCCAAACCCAAUCCUCCAUUUCGCGUGCCUCGAUGCCUCCAUUGCCAUCAAACCAGUGUUUGAACGAUUCUCCUCAGUAAUCAUCACCUCGGGAACCAUAUCACCCCUAGAGAUGUACCCGAAAAUGCUAAACUUCAACACCGUCCUCCAGGAAUCCUAUCCCAUGUCGCUUACACGACGAUCCUUCUUGCCGAUGAUUGUUACGCGUGGCUCGGACCAACAGUCGAUCACCUCUGGCUUCCAGUCCAGAUCAGAUCCCGGUGUGGUCCGAAAUUAUGGCGCACUGCUGUUUGAGUUUGCAAAGCUCACUCCGGAUGGUAUUGUGGUGUUUUUCCCCUCCUACCUCUACAUGGAAAUGAUCAUUAGCAUGUGGCAGGGCAUGGGCAUUCUCGAUCAGAUUUGGACCUAUAAGCUGAUUUUGGUCGAGACACCGGAUGCACAGGAGACAAGUCUUGCAUUGGAAACAUACCGAACUGCAUGCGAAAACGGCAAGGGUGCCAUUCUCCUCUGCGUGGCCCGUGGCAAGGUGUCUGAAGGGAUCGAUUUUGAUCAUCACUUUGGACGAACUGUCUUGUGCAUGGGGGCCCCUUUCCAGUACACUGAAUCUCGGAUCCUGAAAGCCCGCCUGGAGUUUCUGCGUGAGAAUUACAGAAUCAAAGAACAAGACUUCUUGUCCUUCGAUGCGAUGAGACACGCCGCCCAAUGUUUGGGCCGUGUACUGAGAGGGAAGGAUGACUAUGGAAUCAUGGUCUUAGCUGACCGUCGAUUUCAGAAAAAACGCAAUCAGCUUCCUAGAUGGAUCGCGGAAGAGAUUCACGAGGGUCAGACCGGCUUGAGUACUGAUGCCGCGGUGGGCAUGGCAAAGAAGUUCUUGAGAAGCAUUGCACAGCCGCUGGUGCCAGGGCAAAAGGCACCGGACGGCUCCACGAAAGGCAAAGAUAGCUGGGAUCUGAAAGAAUUGGAGAAUUUUCAAAGAGAGCAGCGAUCCAACAGAGGCGAAGGGGACUUUGGGAGGCAAGAUGCUUACGCGCACGACUAUCUUCACCGCGAGACAAACGCUGGAUCAACUCUGCUCCACAACGGCAGUCGUGGUGAUGUAAAUACCGCCGACGAAUUUGACGAAGACAUUGCCGACGAGGAGUUUCUCAUCGCCGAAAGGAUGCAGAUCGAACUAGUGGGAUGA